CAUUAUUUUCAGUGCAAAGAGACCUUUUCCUCCACUUCAUUCCCAACAACUAAAAGCAGCUCCACUACUUCCGUUUCCGUUUUCCCGUUUUCCCUUACCCUAUUUCGUGUCCUCCUUUUAUCCAUGGAUUCAGGCCGCCGCGGCGGAGCCAAUAAUUACCGGUACCUUCGGAAACCACCGUAUUCCGAUCGGCUCCUCGGCAUUUUCUCCACCGCUCACUCACUAUCCCAACCCUCUACCUCCACCUCCACUUCCCCUUCCACUUCCGCCGCUGGAGAUGAGCUCAGCGAGCACGACAUCUUCGACGUGUCUUCUGACGCUAUUCACCACUCUAUUCCUUCAACCUCAACGAGCCCCAAUACUAAUCACCAUCGUUCCCCUAACCAUCGCUCUCACCAGAAACAUUUCGGUAUCCUAGCCGCGCUGCCGGAGUCUGAGUCCCACGCGCCUGCUUUGCUCUCUGUCUCGUCAUCCUCCUCGUCUUCCUCCACAUCGUCGGCUCGUUUGAUUCCUACAAUACCUAAACGGCCGCCAUCGGUGGAUCGGGUUAAAUAUCUCCAGUCCGCACCGGUGAAUGUGCCUGUAAUUUCGGCAGUAGGAGGGCAAAGAGGCCGUCAUUUCGACGACGUUGACGAUGAUGAUGAUGAUGAUGACGACGACGACGUGGAUAAUUGCGAGAUGUUACCGCCACAUGAACUUGUUGCUUCGAGGCAGACGCCGAUUUUGGCAUCCUCUGUGCUUGAGGGAGCUGGGAGGAAGUUGAAAGGGAGGGAUUUGAGGCAGGUCCGAAAUGCCAUUUGGCGGAAGACAGAGAAUAUAUGUAAUUUGAAAGCAUGUUAAAAGCAAAGUAUUGAAAGGCGAGUUUAAGGUGCUCCUUGGGGCAUCCUGGUGCAAGGUGCAGUGAAGUUGCCUCAAGAUUCGCGUGAAAGGCGCACACUUUGGGAUCGGUAGGACGCCUGGACUGGAAAGGAAAGGAAAGAUGAAAAGAGAUCACUGAGGCUUUAUUUGAUUAAUGGACACCUUCCAAGCAACAACAACAACAACAACAACCCAGUAAAAUCCUACUAAUGGGAUUUGGGGAGGGUAGUGUGUACGCAGACCUUACCCCUACCCCGAAGGAGUAGAGAGGCUGUUUCCGAAAGACCCUCGGCUCAAAAAAAUAAAAAGACAAAAUGACAAAAAGGAGACAAUAUUAGUAUCAGUAUCAGAAACGAAAGCAGGAUCUGAUGACAAUUUUCUUUUCUUUUUUCUUUUUACAGAACAAAAUUUCUUACACGGUGAAUCUUAGUAUUGUACAUCCAAACUAAGGGUAUUGAUGGGCGGAUUAGACUUAUUUUGGGUUGGUUAAAAUGGACUGAGUCAAUUGACCCGUCUAAAAGUUACUUGGACUGAAAUGUGCUGGAUCAAGAUGGGUUAAAAGUUGGGUCAUAGUCCACCAAACUCUUAUCAAACUUUAAUUAAUGCGUGUUAUUUUCU
This is a messenger RNA of Nicotiana tabacum (common tobacco), 1476 nucleotides long. Its product is annotated as protein S40-7-like. The record is from RefSeq and is a predicted model, not a curated record. NCBI's taxonomy places the organism in Eukaryota, Viridiplantae, Streptophyta, Magnoliopsida, Solanales, Solanaceae.